Messenger RNA from Melampsora larici-populina 98AG31, 441 nucleotides. RefSeq lists its product as uncharacterized. Bases 1 to 441 code for a protein of 146 amino acids. NCBI's taxonomy places the organism in Eukaryota, Fungi, Basidiomycota, Pucciniomycetes, Pucciniales, Melampsoraceae. The transcript is spliced from 3 exons. The record is from RefSeq and is a predicted model, not a curated record.
AUGCCAUCACAUCCCAACACAAACACGUCGCACGCCAACCCUAACACGCAUCCAGACAAUGCCAAUGUCCAUGCCCCUGCAGAGCGUGUGAUUCUCGACCUUACAAUUGCCACGAACCAUGAUCGUGAAUCGGUGGCCAGGGCCCUUCAUCAAGCAUUCAACGACGUAAUAGCCGCGUUGACCAUUCAUCAUACCCUCAGCACACCUCACGAUUUCUUUAUAUGCGUUGAGUACCAACGCCGCGGGCCACCACACAUGUUUCCGGUCCCAAUCGAUUGCCUUGUGCCAUACUUUAGACCACCGCCUGAAUACGUACUGCAUCAUUGUUCCCUCACAUUGUCUGUUAGUCUUUGUAAUCCAGCUGCAAUUCAGCAUUUUUGCUACGUAAAACCUUUACUUGAUGCUUUAAGCCGAGCUUUGCUCCAAUACUCCGAGCCAUAG